AAUAAAAACGAAAAGAAAUUAAGAAGCGUGGAUGAAAAGAUACGGUGAAAUCAGAAAAAGAAGCCAUAAUCACCUUUCAUGGCAUGCCAUUGUUUUAAGAACGUCUGAAAGGAGAGAGAUCACUGAUGCUUUAUUCUUUUGGCGGGCCAAUACUUCUGUGGAAGGGGAGCAGAAAGGCCUAUCCUGAUGCACGCAGUUACAACUUUCCUUAAUUAAAGUUGUGCAGCUAAAGCAAGCUAAAAAAUACGCCUAUUGGAUCUCUUAAAUUUUUUUUUUUCCAGCUCUCUCAACAGGCAGAACCGCCAAAAUAAUAACAAAAAUGGACGAGGAAAAGAGGUGUGGGAACUCCCAAAAAGUACCAGAACAAGCACUGGAGCAUGUCCAUGUCCAAAGCUUGAAUCCUUUUGAAGGGAGAGGGACUAAUAUGCCAUUUCUAUAGGUCCACAAUGUAGUCCUUGGGAUCCCCUUCAAAGGGCAAACACAUCUCUUUUGUUUAAAAAAAGCAUUGUUGGAUCACCAUGUUUGACCUUCCCAAGAUAUUUAACUGCUCCUUUGCUGGCUUCAUCCAAAACACUGAGAAAUGGCUCACCAACUUCAAAGCCCAUCUCUGUAAGCUUCGCUACCCCUUCCCUUCUAUCUUUCCCCAUUCAUCACCAUUUUGCACACUUAAAAGCAGGAUUCUACUGUCUUCUCUCUCACACCCUCACUUUAUUGCCCAUGACGAAGAAAAAUAUCCAAGUUCUCUACAUUUCUCUCCUUCUAAACCUUCUUUCCAGUAUGAUAUGUUUGUCAUUGUCGUCAAUAUUAGAUCAAAACUAUGAGCUCUACCAGAGCAUCAAAACCGAUGCAGAAGCUCUGCUAGUACUCAAGAAAACGAUUGAGAAGGACCCUCGCGGAGUUCUUUCCGAUUGGAAACCUGGGAGAAACCCAUGCAACUGGUUUGGAAUCUCAUGCACUCAUGGCAGACCAACUCAGCUAAAUCUCGGUGGAUGCAAUCUCUCAGGAAAUCUCUCGUUCUACCCUCUAUCAUUUCUUACCACGUUAUCAGUCCUCAAUCUCUCCAGCAAUUCCUUCUCCAUCAACUCCACCAGUAUAAUUCAGCUCCCCUGGGCACUGCAAAAGCUUGAUCUCUCCUCAGCAGGGCUUUCUGGAAUUAUUCCCGAAAAUUUCGUCUCAAUUCAUGCUACUCUAGAGUAUGUUGAUCUCUCUCACAACUUGGUCAAAGCUAUUCCAGAAAAUUUCUUCGCUGAAUCAGGGAAUUUGCAAUUACUUGACCUUUCCUUCAACAACAUAUCAAACACCAUGUCCAGCCUCAACUUCGGAAACUCCUGUAAGAGCUUGCUGCACAUAGAUCUGUCAACAAAUCACCUAACCGGUGGAAUUCCCAAUUCCCUGUCCAACUGCACCAACCUCAAAUUCCUGAACCUCUCUUCCAAUGCGCUAGUUGGGCAGAUACCCAAUUCCUUUGCCCAACUCCGAAGCCUUGAGAGGGUCGACCUCUCUGGAAAUCACUUAACUGGUUCAAUUCCAGCAGGACUAGGUAAUGCCUGUGGAUCGCUACUGCAACUUAAGUUCUCCACAAACAACAUCUCCGGCUCAAUACCAAACUCUUUCUCCUCCUGCUCCUUUCUCCAGUUGCUCGACCUAGCUAACAACAACAUCUCUGAUGCGAUUCCAGAGGACGUUCUCCAAAAUCUCUCAUCUCUUGAGAGUUUAUUGCUGAGCAAUAACUUCAUAUCAGGGUCACUCCCCAGUUCACUCUCUAGCUGCAGGAGCUUGAGGAUAGCAGACUUCAGCUCAAACAAGCUUACAGGUCCCUUGCCACAGAAUAUCUGCCCUGGAGCUUCCUCCCUAGAGGAGCUACGUGCCCCAGAUAAUUUGAUCACCGGUAAGAUCCCAUCCCAAUUGUCGUACUGCUUGAAGCUGAGGACGAUUGAUCUUAGUAUUAACAACCUCGAAGGUUCAAUCCCACCAGAGCUCGGUCGCCUCCAUAACCUGGAACAGCUGAUGCUUUGGUUUAACGGACUCAGCGGCAUCAUUCCUGCAGAACUUGGCCAAUGCCCAAGGCUAAAGAACCUGAUCCUCAAUAACAACUUCAUCAGCAGUGACAUACCUUUGCAGCUCUUCAAUUGCAGCGAUCUGGAGUGGAUCUCUCUCACCAGUAACCGCAUCACCGGUAGAAUCCCCAGUGAGGUGGGCCGUCUCUCGCGGCUUGCGGUGCUGCAGCUGGCUAACAACAGCCUCAGCGGCAAGAUUCCGCCAGAUCUCGGCAACUGCACCAGCCUCGUGUGGUUAGAUCUCAACAGUAACAGACUCUCAGGGGGUAUCCCGCCGCGCCUCGGCCGGCAGCUGGGAGCAAGGGCUCUUAGCGGCAUUUUAUCAGGUAAUACGCUAGCGUUCGUACGGAACGUGGGGAAUUUGUGCAAGGGAGUGGGGGGAUUACUGGAGUUCGCCGGAAUCAGGCCGGAGAGGCUACUCCAGGUCCCUACGCUCAAGUCGUGCGACUUCACCAGGCUUUACUCUGGCGCCGCUCUCAGUGACUGGACACAUUACCAGACCCUCGAGUACCUCGACCUUUCCUACAACGAGCUACAAGGGAGAAUACCCGAUGAGUUUGGGGACAUGCUAGUCCUCCAGGUACUCGAACUUGCGCAUAACAACUUAUCCGGAGAAAUCCCUGCUUCGCUAGGCCGAUUAAGGAAUCUCGGCGUUUUCGACGCGUCACAUAAUAAACUCCAGGGUGAGAUCCCGGAUUCCUUUUCGAACCUCUCCUUUUUGGUUCAGAUCGAUCUAGCAGAUAAUAACCUCACGGGUCCGAUCCCCGCAAGGGGGCAGCUCAGCACCCUGCCGGCGAGCCAAUACGCAAAUAACCCUGGCCUCUGCGGGGUCCCGCUGGCCCCGUGCCAGGUAAACCGUGAACUUCCGCCGGUGGCUGGAGCGGAUCUAGCCCGCCGGAGCAAUCGGCCUGCCUCCGCGGCGUGGGCGAACAGCGUGGUACUUGGGGUGUUGAUGUCUGUGGCGGUGAUAUGCGUGGUGAUGGUGUGGGCGAUUUUAGCGAGGGCUCGGCGGCGGGAGGCCGAGGACGCGAAGAUGCUUGGCAGCCUUCACGCGGCGUACGCUGCGACAACUUGGAAGAUUGGGAAAGAGAAGGAGCCACUGAGUAUCAACGUUGCCACGUUCCAGCGCCAGCUUCGGAAGCUGACGUUCUCGCAGUUGAUCGAGGCGACCAACGGAUUCUCCACCGCAAGCAUGAUCGGGAGCGGUGGGUUCGGGGAGGUUUUCAAAGCCACGCUCAAGGACGGUUCGAGCGUCGCCAUCAAGAAGCUGAUACACUUGAGUUACCAAGGGGAUCGGGAGUUCACGGCGGAGAUGGAAACGCUGGGAAAGAUCAAGCACCGAAACCUAGUACCACUGCUGGGCUACUGCAAGGUCGGCGAGGAGCGGCUGCUGGUGUACGAGUACAUGAGGUACGGGAGCCUCGAGGACAUGCUUCACCUGAGGCGGCGGGAGCUAGAUACGACACUGAGCUGGGACGAUCGGAAGAAGAAGAUAGCUCGCGGUGCAGCGAAGGGGCUCUGCUUCCUACACCACAACUGCAUCCCGCACAUUAUACACAGGGAUAUGAAGUCGAGCAACGUGCUGCUCGACGGGGAGAAGGAGGCGAGAGUUUCGGAUUUCGGAAUGGCGAGGUUAAUCAGCGCUCUCGACACGCACCUGAGCGUCAGCACGUUGGCUGGAACGCCCGGCUAUGUGCCGCCAGAAUAUUACCAGAGCUUCCGGUGCACGGCCAAGGGUGACGUGUAUUCGUUCGGGGUAGUGUUACUGGAAAUCAUCACCGGGCGGCGACCAACAGAUAAGGAAGAUUUUGGGGAUACGAAUCUGGUGGGUUGGGUGAAGAUGAGGGUGGGGGAGGGGAAGGGGAGAGAGGUUUUGGACAAGGUGCUUCUGAUCGAAGCAGAGAAUGGCAGUGGGGAGGUGGAGGAGAAGGAGAUGAAGGGAUUUCUUGAGAUUGCUUUGAAGUGCGUAGAUGACUUUCCAUCGAAGAGGCCGAGCAUGUUGCAGGUGGUGGCGAUGCUAAGGGAGCUCGGAGAAGGCGCUAUGGUGGAGGGAGUUUGUCGAGCUCAUUAACCUUUGAUUUGAACUUCGAUAUAUACUGUUCAUACCUGUUUCAGUCAAUUUGGUGCCUGAUGGCUGCCAGAGUACCUCCAGAAAGCACAGAGGUAAUGGAUUGAAAAUUGAAGCAUUUCGAGAGUUUUCAACGGGAG
Molecule: messenger RNA, 4265 nt
Organism: Phalaenopsis equestris
Lineage: Eukaryota; Viridiplantae; Streptophyta; Magnoliopsida; Asparagales; Orchidaceae
Product: brassinosteroid LRR receptor kinase BRL2
Exons: 2
Coding region: 718-4128 (1136 amino acids)
Biological process (GO): protein phosphorylation
Molecular function (GO): receptor serine/threonine kinase binding; protein kinase activity; ATP binding
Source: RefSeq, a predicted model, not a curated record